Molecule: messenger RNA, 738 nt
Organism: Styela clava
Lineage: Eukaryota; Metazoa; Chordata; Ascidiacea; Stolidobranchia; Styelidae
Source: RefSeq, a predicted model, not a curated record
UUUACAGAUAUUUAGUUCAUAGCUAAGCAUUUAGUUGCGUCAUCAAAGCUUUCUGGUAGCAAACAUGGACUUUGUCAAAAUUAUUCUGUUUAUCUCUCUCAUCUGUGGCUUGGUUGGGGAGCCCAAAGUGCCGGCUGGAUUCUGCGUUUCCAAGAUAGUGAAUUGGAAACUCGUACAAGUUGGAGAUUGCAAGAAAGACGAUGGAUCUGAUAUCCUCGACUUGAUUCAGAAGAGUCUUGAGAAAAAGAAAAAAGCUGAAAUUAAAUGUGACGUCACAUAUAAGUCAAAAUGCUUCCGAAUAGUUGUGUAUGGUACACAGAAUGUCACCUUCAAUAACGCCGAACCAAUCUGCAGAUCAAUGUACAAAGGAAAACUCGCGAACAUUUACGACCUCGCGCAUUACCAGUCACUUCGCACUUCCUUGCGUUCACUGAUUCCUGCUGGCGAGGAAUGGAUUGAAAUCUGGACUGGAAUGGAGUAUAAGAACAAUCAGCUUUUGCUGUCAAGUGGAGAACCAAUUACUAUAGCAACUGAAGUGUGGAUUCCUAAUUACCCGAAAACCGAUGCAUCGUGGACAAAUGUCGGUGUUCAGGCUGUUAAAGAUCCAGAGAAUGUAUCUCAGGGAAUGUACAAUUAUUUCCCAUCCUGGUCACUCCACGGUGUCAUCUGUGAAAUAUAAAACCAGCUCAAAACCUGACAGAACUUCGUUGACGGACUGAAUGAUAUAAACGACAAAGA